Messenger RNA from Patiria miniata (bat star), 5999 nucleotides. RefSeq lists its product as uncharacterized. Lineage: Eukaryota; Metazoa; Echinodermata; Asteroidea; Valvatida; Asterinidae. The record is from RefSeq and is a predicted model, not a curated record. Bases 417 to 2399 code for a protein of 660 amino acids. The transcript has 14 exons.
UGCAGCGCAUGGCAUCAAUGCACCCGUCGACCGCCGAUGUACCGUGUUCGCUUUGAGUUUGACUUCAAAGUUGAAGUUGAAAGUUGGAGUUCAGUCUAUAAAAAGCAAAUGAAAGACUUACAGGAUGUGUCAGCCAAGUAGAGCCAACACACUCCACAUGUAGAAGAAGCUGCCUUUGUUAAUAAUCCAUAAACAUCAAGUGGCAGUGUUCAAAGGAAAGUUACAUCAUUAACAGAACUCAAGGGAGCCAUCAUGGAUCUGAAAUAGUCCAAUUCAAGGAGUUUGACGCAAGCAAUUAUGGCAAGGACCCAUUAGUAGUCAUCAACGGCUUCUCUCAGGCCUGCGCUAAGGUUGAAAACAGUCCACCAUGAGAUGAGGAGUGAAGCCUGUAAGCAAGAAGUGAGCAUCAGUGGCUGAUGAGCAACCCUUGUUGCGGGACACUGACCAAGAUGAAGAGUGUACAACUGAGUGCAGACUUACCACCAGCCGACUCGCACAUAAUGUUGACCUACAACAGUCUCCCAGCCAGGCCACACCGAGCCAUGCCCAGGAACAAGACAGGAAUUUAUUUGGGCAGUGAUGCUCCUCCAAAUUCUCCACGUACAUACCACUCAGUCCCACCUUUGGCCAAGCCACGUGGUACAUUAUUCAGGCCACGUACACCCACCGAUAAUAAAAGAAGACGGGCUUACACAGUACCAGGGCAGGCAGACCUAGAGCAGGGAGAAUCACACCUUUUACCGCAGGUUAGCGUCAAGCCAGUGCUGUUGACUGACGAUCCUGAUUGUCUUUCCACCUCCCUCCUUUACAUCUACAACCACCCCUGUCCUGCCCCCAUGGCCCUUCCUUACACUCCUCCCAUGAUCCUACGCUUGCCCAUCCUUCGUCCCAAACAGCAGCAGCGAGUAGAGGCCCUCCGGAUCCGAGAAGAGCCACGAGGAUUCCAUCCCCAACCAGUCAGGAAAGCCAAACCCAAAGUCAAGCAGGAUGAGACCCAGUCACUGCCAGGCAACACAAACAAUGACCAGGCACCGGUUUUAAGGAAGUCGGCCAGGAAUUUUGUAGCGGCAGCCAACAGCGGGGUGACCCACCUGGAAGACCUGGGCCUAGAGGAGCUGAGUUUGCGCUCUGUCAGCACAGGUAGAGAGUCCAGUAUUCCACCUUCUAUCAUUGAAGAUAUCCAGAAUACCAACAAGAGAAUGGUGGGCCUGCAGGAAUGCUACAGUAAAAUCUGCAAGGGUAAUUUGUCCAGUUUACAGAGUCUUCUGCCAGCUAGGAAAACUACAGGUGGAAGAACAAAGACCAUAGCAACACCAUUAACAAUCAGGAGUUUCAGAAAUCCACGCAGCCCACAUUCAGUGGUGCAGUACAGUGACCUGAGACACAAAUCAAUGGGUAUUGGUACAUCCACCAAGCCCCUCGUACCUGCCCCAUACUACUAUAGCAGCAAAGGCUUGCCCAACACAACCGAUGAUGGAGGCAGUAAAGUUAGGCUGACUCGCUUGCCUGUUGGCUUUUUGUCAGUCUCUGUGUCUGACCGUAAGGUAGCAGCCUCCAGCCGAAGCACAGAGAGAGUCUUAGCUGCCCCUGGGGUGGGAGCAAUCAGUCAGUCUGCAUUGAAUAGACAGGCAGCCAGUCUACCUUCUGACCCACCCCAGGGUAUUGAAGGAAUCCCCCCACCGAGCCGGAGUAGUAACACCAAGUUUAUGGACUCGGAGGACCACUAUGCACACAAGGACGGCUUCAGAGUGCCAAGUGGUACCCCUGCAGUCUCUGCAACAGACCUACACAAGAUUGGCAGUUCAUCAAGUGUCAAUGAACACCAAAAUGAUGGACAAAAAGCCUCAUUACCAAAAGACCCCCGUCAUAGUUCUGAGGUACAGCCUGCCGCUCCCCCAGUGAGCCCAGCAAGCACCCGCAAGCUCCGCACCCAUGUACCAGUCAACCAGAACAACUCCCACAGUAUUCCCACGGGCCUGACCAAUGGCGGCUCCAUCAGUGAGUCAGCCAGCGACGUGGAGGAUCCCAGACCUGAUCUCUGCAGUGCUAAGAGCGAGGGAUCCAGCAGGAGCAGCACCAUUACCCAGGGGGAUAGGGUCCUUCCAUCAGCUGUAGCCAUUGUGGUGUCGGUGCAGGAUGACAGUGGGGAGAGCCACGUGGUGGAUCUGGAGGAGGAACUGGAAACAGAGUAUGAAGGUGAUAGCAAAGAUGCAGUACCCCACGGAGACUCUGAGCAGCUGAUUCAUGAGUGGCAAGAGGCUUCAGAGAAGAAGCAGGCAGAGUUCCAGAGGCUCCUGGAGGAACACCAAGAGAUUGUCUCUCGCAUUGAGGAGCUGGAGAAGGUAAAGGAACAGGGAGGAGGCGACAUCCCCCAGGGUGAGGUAGAGGAGGAGGGGUAAGCAGUGCACCCUCCUCAGAGAACCCUAUGGCUGUUUCACACUAUCGUCUUGCCUACCCAUGUAGAAAUCAACACGGGUCUACUGUAAGCAGGACCAGGUACAAUUGAACAUUGGUUGAAAUGAUAUACCGUUCACACUUACACCAGUUUGUACACAGGUCAGCCAUAGAAUUGGAGCCUCUCAAACCCUUGUCCCGUGAUGAACUAUACCCAUAUAGAGUGCCAGACCCGUGUACAAGCUUUGUUGGGUUUUUGCUCGUUUGAAAGGGGUUCCUGAAAUCUCAUGGUUCGGCCCCAAUCCAACCCAGAUAUUUUGGAUAGUGUGAAAGGACCUAUAGUCAUGGACCAACAGAUGGGUACUCCAAUGAGAGGUUUUUUAGGGGUAGAUAAAAGAUGCACAUCGAAACUCCACAAUUUUGAUUUUUCUAUUGGUAUCUGAAAUCUUUAAUUUUAAAAUUGGUCACAAAUUGACCAAGACUUAAUGUGUUGGGGGGGGGGGGGUUAACUGAUUCCUCAUUGAUGUUGACGUUGAAUUUAGUCUUGGCCCAGUUGACUGUAGCUCCACUUCCUUUGUAGAUAGUUUGGAGACACCCUCCAUUUUGGUGGAAAUAUACCGCCCCAGUGCUUAGUCACACAUUCCUCAUGGGACUUUCCCUUGGCAGACAAUAAAAUGACAACAGGAAGCUGGAUUUGGAACUGAUUAUUCUGAACUUGUCUCAAUAGAACCAUCAGCAUGUAACGAUUAGAAACAGUCAGUAUAUUGCUGGACACUAAUCAUGUGUAAUCAUGUAGCAUACCUUGCUGGGGCCAACGCUCCUCCACUGUGUUAAUGUUGCAGCCUCUCUUACGCCUCCCCUGUAGUCAAUUGUUGCACAAGCCACACAUACAGUGUGGAGGCUUCACUUCCCCUUUCCGGCAUUGGGGCUCUACGGCGGCCCGUCCAAUCUGUAAGCCCCACCGGUUGCUAUACCACUUGAGGCAGGGCUCCUGUUGCUGCUGUCCUUGAUCUACACAUCCAGUGUAGGCGCUAGUAUGCCUCCUAGUGCUCCACUUCCAGUAGCCUCCCUGGAUUAUGUAUUGGCCCAGCUUAGCUACACCACACUAACAGCACAUACUAUGCACUUGCACUUACAUGCACUUACCAAUUCAAGCACUGACCGUUACCAUAUACCAUUCCUGCUGAUACUCUUGUACCAGUGCUGAGCUGUGCACGUCCUUUUUUGAUGACUCGCCGAUCACAAAUUUAGUUACAAUAUUCCGGGCAUUAUGUAUGAACAUGCCCCUUUAAACCCUCUUUUCUUUUGCAUAAAAAAGAAAAGUAGUAGGAAUCUGGGCCAAGAAAAUAGAAUACACAGUCACCAUACUUGGAUCAAAUUUCAUAUGUUUUCAAUUGAAAUUAUGGUAGGAAUGGUGCAGGCAGCAUACCAAUCAAAAGUUUCGAAACAAAAGGAUUAUGUGGAAACCUUAUAUUGAAUUGAAUAUUUAUUGAGGUAUAUCAGUAUUUGGUACACCCUUGUUUCCUGAAGGCUUAAUGGCUAGAUGUUCUUUGGGCAGCUGUCCUGUGUUCUUCAGAAAAUACUUUGAACAUAAUAAUAGGGUUUUUAAGUGCCUCUAAUGACGUAGUUCUGCCUGCAAUGAACCUUCAGUCAAAAGUCUGAACAAAGAAUGAGUACCCACAAAAAGUCAACUAAACAUUGUCUUGCUUAAUUAUGUUUACUUGUAAUGAUUGUGUUUGUCUACCUCUAAUAUGGAUAUUCAUGAUGCUUGUUAACAGUUUGUCUUAAAUACAAAAUCUUAUUUGUUGCUGUAAAGGUUGUACAUAACACUUUUGGCUUAUUCAAAUUUUUUACUAAUUUUUCUGAUGGAUAUUUGUCAUAAAUCAAUACAGGCUGAAAUAAGAUUCCAUUUCCUCCACAAAGCGUUUUAGUUUUUGAUAUAUUACUACAAUGCAAAUUAUUCUGAUGAGGUAUAGCCAGGUUCAUGAAUAAACAGUAUUUAGAUUUAGUAAACCUAGUUUUAUUGUUACAAGUCAGUUAUUUGUAAUAUCACAGUAUUUUCCAACGGUAAACCCACAAAAUCUCUCAAAUCUUGCAGACCUUAAAGUUUGAGGCAGAGUUAGAUGGCAGUGGUUUUGUAUCUCGUGGGAAAAGCAUGAUGGAACCAUUGAAAGAACACCCACUGAGGUACCUGGAACACAUAAGGGCUAUUGGGAAGGAAUGUUGGGAAUAAUACUUGCCCAAUUUCAGAUAUUCCAAAUGAAUGGACCAAUUCUGCACACAAAAUUACAAGCUAUUUUUUAGGUGGAACCACAUCCACACGCAUGCUGCGGGCAUUCUUAAGGAUGAGGCGCGCACAUUUUGUGAACCCUAUUGGUCUUACAAAUGUAGGAGCCCGGAGUGUGUGCUACUACAUGAUUGCAAGCCUGGUUCCAUCUCAAGAAUAGCUUGUAAUUUUGUUUGCCAAAUUAGUCUGUAGGCACUAAUGUGCAGGCAGGUCCAUCACCCCAGACAAUGAUGAGAUUUCAGACAUUGUUGUGAGAACAAUGUACCUGACACAGUUUCUAGUUAAUCUUUUUUUUUUUUUUUUCUUUUUGGUUUUAAAUGUUCAGGUGUACACCUGGAGAUUUUUAUGCUUUCAUAUACUUUUCAUUUUUUGUUGGAAUUAAAGAUUUUUUUUCACCGUUCAGGCAUGAGAUUUUCCAGACUUUUAUCUGAAAUCCGACUUUUUGAAUCUGAGAGAAUGACAUUUUUAGUAUAGAAAGAUACGCAUCUUGCAGACAUUUUAUCAAGUUUCAGACUUUUUUCAAAAUUGACAAUCUCAUCCCUGCCCGUUAAAAACCUUUAAAUGAGUUAAACUGACAACUCGCCGUAUAUAUCAAUUUGGAUAUUCAUAUUUUUGUCAUUUCUUGUUGCCUUACUUGAUUCUUGUGCCUAAGAAUUUGCAUGCAACUGCCGUCCAGUUGAACAAAGCUGUCAUUCAUAUAUUUUUGAGUGGAAUUUAAUGUUUGUGCAUUAUUAUAUGUCAUUGUAAAUACAUGUACCUUACAUGCUUAUGUUUUAUUUGAAUCAAAACAAUUAUUUGAUGAGUGAAAAUUGUCUAAAGCCGUCCAUAUUCACAUUGGAAGUAAUGAUAGUCAAGGUGUUGGUAUCCAUUGAAUGGGCACCAGUCUUUAUUUUGUUUGUUACUUUGCUAAUUUGUUGAUGAUAAGAGUUUAUAUGUUCAUUGUUAAGAUGAUGUGAACCACAGUUGAAUAUUGAUUGGGAUUGCCAGUAAUCAGUAGCAUUGUGUAAUAAGUGUCCAAAUAUUCUUCUAAUGAUACAUAUUCAACUUGCAUUGCAUAAAUUACAUCUUGCCCUUUUGAUAAUGAAAUUUUAAAUUGUGAUUUAUUAUUAUCUAUGCAUUCAAGUUCUACAUACAUAUGUACACAUAAGAACAACUGUUUUUUGUACCUGUACAAUUAUGCGUACUUUUAGCAGAAGAGCAGAUUGUUUGAUGUCUAUUAGUGUACAGUACACCAUAUGUACAUUCUUGCUUAGUGAUAGUUCUGUAAAGUUAUGUUUAGAGCACUUGAAUAAUUAAAACAGAUUCUCACAUUCCCAAA